Pogona vitticeps (central bearded dragon) is the source of this 2772-nucleotide messenger RNA. Lineage: Eukaryota; Metazoa; Chordata; Lepidosauria; Squamata; Agamidae. The record is from RefSeq and is a predicted model, not a curated record.
GAGGGGGGAAAGAAAAUUGCCUUCCGAAUUUCCCAGGAGUGGUGUUUGCAAGGGCGAGGAGGAGGAGGAGGCGUGCAUGCAAGCAAGCAAAAGAGGGGGGGUUCCCACAGCUUCUUCCCAGCUUCCGCCGUCUGAGACUACUGCCCCGCUCUGCCUAACAGGAGGACCAUCCCUGCCUGCUUCUUUGGACCUCUUAUCCUCCCAGAAGCAUCUUCUCCUGAGUUGCCUCCAGCUGCUUCAUAAGAUAGAAAAUCUGUUCGGCCUGUUUGAAGGAUGGUGCCGUGACCCGAGCACUUAUUUGAAAAUCUUGCACUCCCCUCCUGAAUAAAAAUCUAAUGGAAAACCGCUGCGUCUGCUGAUCAUAUUGCGAAGGCAGAGCUGAGGUAAAGCCGGGCCCACAGGUUUACAGGGAGAAGUUGUUUCGUAGUCCCAGGUUCAGCUGUGAUCAGAGUCUUCUUGCCAUUUUGUAGUGGUGUUUUUUUUGCAAGGGGAAUGGCUGCCGCAGAAGGUUCUAGAAGAGGGGGUGGUUUCCGGGCCCAGGCCGCGCCAGGGAUCAAAAUGGAAGAGCGUGAGCCGGUGGGUCCCAAAGCGGGAGAAGGUGCGGAACGAACCGGGAAAUCGUCGCGCGUCCUUCAGGUCGGAACCAUCCGGGAGUUCCUCCACUGGGCUUCCCCGCGGCAGGUGAAACAGGAGCCCGAGGAAGGGUUGUCAGACCGGUGGGAAUCCCAAUGGCAGGAGUUCCUCAUCGCCAUGCAGUCCACGAAUCUCGAGUGGGGGCUCCCGCAUCUGACGGAAGAGGCUGCGCCGUGGGGGGAUAACAAGGCCUUCUUCGCCUCCUUCGAACGCCUGGCCGGGACAUGCCAGUUGCCUCGCCGGGAGUGGCUGGGGCGCUUGCUGCCGGUCCUGAGCAAAGAAGCCAAGGAGGCUUACAGUAACCUCAGCCUCCAGGACCGAGGGGAAUACGCCAAAGUCAAGGCGGCCAUUUUGAAAGUGGACGCCAUCCGGACGGAGACCCAGCGCCAGCGCUUCAGGCAGUUCCGCUACCACGAGGCCAAGGGGCCCCGGGAAGUCUGCGGCCAACUCCGUGAGCUCUGCCGAGGGUGGCUGAAGCCCGAGAAGCACACCAAGGAGCAGAUCUUAGACCUCCUCGUGCUCGAGCAGUUCAUGACUCUCCUGCCGGACGAGAUCCAGAGCUGGGUGAGGGAACAUGACCCGGAAACAUGUGCCCAAGCAGUACCCCUGGCGGAGGCCUUCUUGCUGAGGCAGAGGGAGGCGGAGAAGAAGGAAAAGCAGAUGCUGGAAGCCCGGGUUAUGAACUGGUCGGAGACGAAACCAUCUUCCCUGGGUGCUGGAGGGAAGCGAGUGUGCAGAGAGGCGAAGCCGGAAGGCAACAGAGUCCUGGACCUGGCCGACUCCAGCAGCGACCGCGGGGAGAGGAAAGCCACCCGAAACUCAGAAAACGGCCUGAGGAGCCCCAGCAGAGCCCAGCUUGGCCAAAGGAGCUUCUUCCCGGGUCCCGAGAGCAGGAAGACGUUCCACCACGACCAAGCCCUGGCGAGACACCAGAGAGCCCACCCGGCCGAGAGCCCUCACCAGUGCCCGGACUGUGGGAAGCACUUCACUCAGCGUUCGAGCCUCACGAUUCACCGGAGGAUCCACACGGGAGAGAAGCCUUACCCUUGCCCUCAGUGCGGGAAAUGUUUCCGCCAGAGCUCGAACCUGCUCAAGCAUCAGCGGAUCCACUCGGGCGAGAAGCCCCACCAGUGCCCGGAGUGCGGGAAAUGCUUCGCCCAGCGCUCGAACCUCCUGAUCCACCAGCGGACUCACACGGGGGAGAUGCCCUACGUGUGUUCCGAGUGCGGGGCCUGCUUCAGCCAGCACCGAGGCCUCGUGACCCACCAGCGGAUCCACAUGGAAGAGAUGCCGUACGGCUACGGCUGCCCGGACUGCGGGAAGUGCUUCCAACAGAAUUCGGACCUCACGAAACACCUGCGGGUCCACACGGGUGAGAAGCCGUACAGUUGCUCCGAGUGCGGGAAGAGCUUUAGCUACAGCUCGAACCUCAGCAAACACCAGAGGAUCCACACGGGGGAGAAACCGUACCUUUGCAAUGUGUGCGGGAAAAGCUUCAGCCACCUGUCCACCCGCAACACCCACCAGAGGGUCCACACGGGGGAGAGGCCGUACGGCUGCACCGAGUGUGGGAAGAGGUUCAUAUCCAGCUCCAAGCUCACCCGGCACAUGAGAACGCACUCGAUAUAUACUCCUUACAUCUGCAACGAGUGUGGGAGGAGCUUCAGCACCCACUCGAGCCUCACCGCCCACCAGAGAACCCACGCGGUCGAGAGCUACGGCCUGGGCGGCUUGUGGGAAGGGGCGGAUCAGGGCCCUAGCAGCCGCUCCAGUAGGGGGUCUCCUCUGUGACUCGAUGCCUGUCCUGUCCUUUACGAUGUAGUGUGUCCUGGUCAUGCAUAGGUCCGUUGUGAUACUUAUAGGCAAGGUGCUAGUCCCUAAGGUGUUGGGAUUCGGAAGCCUGCGCAGUGUAGGCAAGAAGUGAGAAUAGGGAAGCAUAAUAUAGCGUUAGUUUGAUGGGUUUUGGAAAAUAGAAGUAGGUUGGGGGGAAAAAAUUAGGAUAGUGAGAAGGAUAGAGGCACCCUUUUGAUCCUACGUUGUUUGUUUGUUUUAAGAGCAGCGUAAAGCCUAGUACAGUGCACAGAUCCAGAGAGUUUCUCGUGAGCAGCCUAAGAAAAGCACAAAAAAAUUUACCUGGUU